Molecule: messenger RNA, 265 nt
Organism: Sphaeroforma arctica JP610
Lineage: Eukaryota; Ichthyosporea; Ichthyophonida
Exons: 1
Source: RefSeq, a predicted model, not a curated record
GUUCACGCAACAGCGUGCUCUGCACCACGGUAAGACCGACGCGGAGGUCAAGAGGAUCGCUCUCUUGGUCUUAUCAGCACCCGACUACGACUCCUUGUACUCGGAGAUGGCAACCAUGACGCAGUCGAACAAGGAACGGUACUGCCAGAUCCAUGGGUAUGCGCUAUACAACGAAGACCGCAUGGCCGUGAACAAGACGUUGUGGGCCACAAAGGCCGCCACACGCACUGAGGCGUAUGUCAAGCAUCUCCACAAGCAUGAAUGG